AUGGUUCUCACAGCGAACGACGAUGUCUGGCUGGAAGGAGAGGUGAUGCAGUGGGAGCAGCAAGAGCGGUCGGGGAUGCAGAAGCUUCGUGAAAGACGCCUCGCGAAAAUAGCCGCGAAAGCAGCGGCUGCUGGCGUCAUUCGGACUUCAGCCAUCCGUCCGCCCUGGGCAGGCGGCACACUCGGACGCAAAAUCCCCUCCGCUGCCCCCUGGUCACCCUUCAGCCGAAACGUUUCCGCCGCGACUGCCCGAGCUGCCCGGCCGUCGCAGCCAGCGCCAGAACCAGCGAUCGACGAUGAGCCGGAUUUCCAGGACGAGUGGGCCGACGUGCGCGCUUCGUUCGACCACACCCUGGCGGAUUACCGAAAGACGUUGAAAACCCGAUCGCUCGGUGAGACGCCCAACCCGCUGAAGCACUUCCUCCCGCGCUUGGCUGCUGACAUGGACGCGGCGGCGACGGAUGCGCAGAACCUGGCGGUGGCGCCGGCGGCGGUCGCGGGAGGCGCGACGGGGCUGUGGGAUAGGCCGAGCCACCCGGGAGCGGCGGGGUGCGAGGACUGCCGCGAGGCUGAGCAACGGGCGACCGUGGCUUACCUGCUCAACCAGCGGGGGUACGACGCUUGCCGGCGAGUGACGGAGUGGGCGUAUUCCCGCGGCAUCCCCUCAGGCGAGUAUGAAUUUGUGGAGGUCGCCUUUCCUACUGCCAUUGGCGCCUCGUCCUCUCCCCAACCAACCAAGCCACAUCACCUCUCACAGCAGCAAUACCAGCAGCAGCAAACACCAAGCUCUGGAAAAGCAUACCCACAGGACAAACCACCUGUACAGCAGGACCGAAAGCAGCAGGUAGUAAUAGUGGACAUAACCUUCCGCGCGCAGUUCACACUCUCCCGCCCAACCCCCGAGUACCAGGCGCUCUGGUCCGCCAUCCCCAGGGUUUUCGUCGGCACGCCUGCCACUCUGCGCAAGCUGCUUGCGCUGCUCAUCGAGGCUAUGCGCCGCGAGGCGGAGGCGGGUGACGCGUGGUGCGGCGCAUGCAGCGGCAGCAAGUCAGGCGCGGAAGCCGUGACGGGCGGUGGGGAGAGCGGAAGCGGUCGGCCGCGAAGACUGCGCGCUGCUGGCGCGACGGGGGGGGAUGGCGAGUCCAGCAGUUGCGGCAGCGUGAGCAGCUACGGCGCGAGCAGCGUGAGCAGCAGCGACGUGAGCACGUUCGGAUGCAGCUGCCGCAGCUGCAGCAGCGAGCAGGCGUCCAUGAUGCUCAAAGCCAACGCCGUCGCGAGACUCGCGGCCAAUCUGCUCCCAACAAGCAAGGCCGUCCUCACCCCUGCCACUCUCCCAGAAACUUUGGCCUCAGUACCCCCCGCUACUGCUAAGCCAACAGCAUCAGACUGCAGCAGUAAAGAGGCGAGCCUCUCAAAGACAGCGGGAGAAGCUACUACUACAGUAGGAAAAAGCGGAAUCGCUGUAGGAAAUCCCGCCGUCGCCGUUCCACCAACAUCUCCAAGAUUCAUCCCGGUAGAUGCUGCGUUAUUGUCAGACCUGGCUACAGCCAUAACUCGGCGACUGCCGAGCAGCACGGGCAUUCGCAAGCAGCAGCAGCAGCAGGACCAGCAGCAGUCCGCGUCAGUAGCUGCGGCGCGGCAGCAGCAAGGAUUCGACAUCGGACGGGGCGCAGGCAAGCGCAGCUCCUCGAACAGCAGCAGUGCAGUAGUAGUCGUAGCGCCGGACAAUGCUCUCCAUAACAUUACGCCUAGUAGUAAUCACGAUGAGAGUGACGAAGCGCCGUUCUGGGAGCUGCUGUUGCCUGCUGGCUCCACCAUCACCGCCGCCGCCGGCCACGCGGAGGUGAACGCGGCGUUGUUCAUGCGCCAGCCGCGCAACGUCGGCGCGCGCCACAAUUCCCCCUCCGCCGUUAGCGCGGCAAACUAUCGUUCUCCUAAUAGUAGUGGAAGCGCGUUUCAGGGAGGUGCUACCACUAGCGACGCAUGUGGCACGAUGAGUGCGGUAACCACUGCUCCAAUUUCCAUCGCUAAUCGCAGCAGCCGUGUUCGCAAAGCUGGUCUGCUCAGCCUUCAGCUUCGAGCCUCGUCCGUUCCUGACAUACGAAACGGGUCCAUGCUCCAGGUGGGAGCCCGGGUAGCUAGUCGACCAAGCUAG
Messenger RNA from Closterium sp. Naga37s-1, 2154 nucleotides. The record is from the annotation of a GenBank genome assembly. NCBI's taxonomy places the organism in Eukaryota, Viridiplantae, Streptophyta, Zygnematophyceae, Desmidiales, Closteriaceae.